This is a messenger RNA of Gadus macrocephalus (Pacific cod), 2326 nucleotides long. It is a transcript of the gene txndc5, whose product is annotated as thioredoxin domain containing 5. Gene Ontology annotation, cellular component: endoplasmic reticulum. Bases 549 to 1802 code for a protein of 417 amino acids. Lineage: Eukaryota; Metazoa; Chordata; Actinopteri; Gadiformes; Gadidae. The transcript is spliced from 10 exons. Gene Ontology annotation, molecular function: protein disulfide isomerase activity. Gene Ontology annotation, biological process: protein folding. The record is from RefSeq and is a predicted model, not a curated record.
UUUUGGAGAGCUCCCCACUGCAAUACAAUGAGCUUGUAUUAAAGUUAAAGUAAAAGUACCUCCUUUGAAAUGAUUUAGGCCUACAAAUAAUAUGUUGUGAUGAUGAUGAGAUUAACUGAAAUCAUUCUCACAGUGUCAAAACGUUUGUGAUCAUUUCACCCAAAUAAUAUGAAGUAAUUACAACUAUUGAAAUAAUGACAACAAUCGAGUUUAUCUGAUGCGUUAUUUCUGUAUCAAGUAAUAAGCUAUUUAGUGCUUGGAACAUAAAAUGUAUGAUGAUGCAUAUUUCAUCGCCUCAUUAAUCACAGUCAGUCAGUCGUCUCAGCGACUCAACUUCAAGUGUCUCAUGUCCAAUUAGGACUUGUUUGGGUUGCGCUUCAGGGCACCACAUAUCCCCACAGUAUCGGGAUUUCCUGACGCAGAGCUAAAGUUUAGUCGGCGCCCUAUCCACAUUACACAUUGCUUUACACUCAGCGCAGGCAGAGGGAGAGGGCGAUUUGCGAGUCGGUCUUUGCAAACCUGCCGUUCACAUCGCAAGAGGGUUAACCAUGGCUCCAACUCAGUUUUGCACACACACACUUUUGUGUUUUAUUUAUUGCUCGUUACUCAUAAGUAGUGUGUUUUGCGACGCCGAAGCCGAAGAAGAUGAACAUGCCAAGCACUCGUACACGGUAGAAAUGUUCAACGAUGCUGUGCCUACUGCUCCACACUUUGUCAUGUUCUAUGCUCCUUGGUGCGGCCAUUGCCAGAGGCUCCAGCCUGCAUGGAACGAACUGGCUGACAAAUACAACAGUAUGGAGAAGCCUCCAGUCUACGUGGUUAAGGUGGACUGCGUCCUGGACACCAAAUUCUGCUCCAAAGACCACGCUGUCAGGGGUUACCCAACUCUGAAGCUGUACAGGCCGGAUCAGGAGGCCGUGAAGUACACGGGCCCCAGGGACCUGCCGUCUCUGGAGACAUGGCUGCUGAAGACCCUCCAGGACGAGCCUGAGGAGCCAGAGAGCGAGCCAGAACCUUCAGUGGCCCCGGAGCCCAAGCAGGGCUUGUAUGAGCUCACCGUCAGCAACUUCAAAGCCCACCUCGCCAAAGGAGCCCACUUUGUCAAGUUUUUCGCCCCGUGGUGUGGCCACUGCAAAGCAAUGGCUCCUACCUGGGAGCAGCUGGCCACAAGCUUCGAGCACUCUGAAGAUGUCAAGAUCGGCAAGGUGGACUGUACUCAGCACUACGAGGUGUGCUCUGAGAACGCCGUGCGCGGAUACCCCACCCUGCUGUUCUUCAGCAACGGGCAGAAGACAGAGCAGUACCGGGGCAUGCGGGACCUGGACUCCUUCAAGGAGUUUGUGAAUAACCAGGUGAAGGCAGCCGCCGCCGCCGCCGCCGCGCAGCCAGAGGCCGCGGACCCGUCUGACAACGAGGUCCCCACAGACCCCCCGGCCCAGGAGGUGGAGGCCGAGGUGGAGGUUAAGUCCGGAGUGUUGACCCUGACGGAAGGCAACUUCGACGAGACGGUAGCCAAGGGCAUCUCCUUCAUCAAGUUCUACGCUCCAUGGUGUGGUCACUGCAAGAACCUGGUUCCCACAUGGGAGGACCUGUCCAAGAAGGAGUUCCCCGGCCUCACCGACGUCAAGGUGGCCAAGGUGGACUGCACCGUGGAGCGCACCCUCUGCAACCGGCUCUCUGUGCGCGGCUACCCUACCCUGAUCAUGUUCAAAGCCGGUCAACAGGGGGAGGAGCACCACGGUGGGAGGGACUUGGAAAGCCUGCACUCCUUUAUCAUGAAGCAGGCCAGAGACGAGCUUUAGGACGGCCCAAUCAGCACUUGCCAUUCAUCACUUUGCCCCGCCCACACUGCAUUUCUGGACAUUGGGACCCACCCUCCCGUCUGCUGCCCCCCCCCCCCCCCCCCCCCGGCCAACUAUCCUUCGGCAGCUCCCUGUAAUCAUUUCACUCCUCAGAAGUGGAGUGUGGCUCUGUGACGGACUGCUACAAACUGUUUAUUUGAAUUCUUAGGUUUAUUUGUUUCACCCCUGGGAUCAAGGGCAGUUUGAUUAAGUAGUGUGUUUCGGGGUGGGAUCUGUAUUUCUCUACUGUUAUCUGAAGGAAUUAGUUUGCCCUUGCAAGCUACAUUAGUUUUUUUAAAGAACCACUUUGCUGGCAAGUACUUAAUCAACCAUAACCUCUCAAAGUGGUGAUUAAAAGAAACUUUUGUCCCGGAAAGUGAACACUCUUCAAAGCCGGUAUUCAAAGGUUCUAUCUUGCCAAUAUGAAAAUUAUAACUGACGUUUCUGAAGACCUUUUUUUUUAUAUUAAAUCAAUUUUUCUACAA